GAGCGGGAGGAGGGGUUUGGAGGCUCCAGGUAACGGGAGGCUGGGGAAGGGGCGGGCAGAGAGCCCCGCGGAAGCUGAGAACAAGCUCGGGAUGGCACGGGUGGGGCUCCCGUUUCCGGAACCGGAGGGCGGCCACUUGGGGACGGCCGAGGCAUUCCUGGCCGAGGCCGGGGUCCGAGGCUAGGACGCGCUGCCGGGAGUGGAGUCCGAAUCGGCCGCCCACCCCGAGACCAAGAGCCACACCCAGGAAGCCGGUGGGCGGCCGCGGAGGGGAGAGAGAGGGUCCGGGGGACUGAAAGUUGGGCAAAUCAAGCCUCUGUCUGGGCGUGAAAAGCCUUUCCUCGUGGGUUUCCUGUAGCGCCACUUCCCCUCUACCGGCCCCUCCCUGCCCCUCCUCGGACACCAUGGAUCCCCCCGCCCCUUUGGCUGCGGUAGCCCCUCCCGCAGGGUGUGCCCCGGCUCCCUCGGGAGCUUUGACCCCCCGGACGGUUCAGAUUGAGUUUCCUCAGCACAGCUCUUCUCUCCUGGAGGCCCUAAACCGCCACCGUUUGGAAGGGAAGUUCUGCGAUGUGUCCCUCCAAGUCCAGGGCCGGGAGCUGCGGGCCCACAAGGCGGUGCUGGCAGCCGCGUCUCCCUAUUUCCAUGACAAGUUACUGCUGGGAGAUGCCCCAAGGCUCACUCUGCCCAAUGUCAUAGAAGCCGAUGCCUUCGAGGGGCUCCUUCAGCUGAUCUACUCGGGGCGCCUCCGCCUGCCGCUAGAGGCGCUGCCGUCUCACCUGCUGGUGGCCAGCGGGCUUCAGAUGUGGCAGGUUGUGGAUCAGUGCUCGGAGAUCCUCCGGGAGCUCGGGGGAGGGACUCCCAACCACACCCUCUUCCUCUCUUCCUCUUCUCCCCGGCUCUGGGGCUCCCGCCCAGCUCCUCCUCAGCCUCCUGCGCAAGCCCCGGCACCAACCGAGAGCCUUGGGGGAGGAACGGGGGAUGAGCUGGGAGAGGUGCUGAAAAUUCAGGUAGAGGAAGAAGAGGAAGAGGAGGAGGAGGAAGAAGAGGAGGAAGAACAAAAAGCCUUGUCAGUUGUCCCUCAAGUCCCACCAAGAGUGGCAGCGGGGACCCCUCGUCCUCGGGCCCACAAUUCCCUGCCUAUACCUAACGCUAUCCGAAGGCUACCGGAUGGAGAAGGAGUUCCAGCCGAACCUCCCAUCCUUUCUACACUAAUGCCUCCCAAAAUUUUUUACAUUAAGCAAGAGAAGCUUGACCCUGAGGAAGAAGUGGUGGGGGGUGGGGGCCAACCGGAGAGAGGAUUGGAGGAGUCCAGAGAAGCAUUUUCCGGUGGGACAGGAGGAGGGGAUCUUGGAUUUCUGCUGCCCCCCGGUGCAGGGGGAGCUUCCAGUGCAGGUAGCCCAUCAUGGAAACCAGUAGAUCUGCAUGGGAAUGAAAUCUUAUCAGGGGGUGGUGGACCAGGAGGGACAGGACAAGCUGUGCAUGGACCAGUCAAGCUAGGGGGGGCACCUCCCCCUGAUGGCAAGCGAUUUGGCUGCCUGUGUGGGAAGCGGUUCGCAGUGAAGCCAAAACGAGACCGACACAUAAUGCUGACUUUCAGUCUCAGGCCUUUUGGCUGUGGUAUCUGCAACAAACGGUUCAAACUCAAGCACCAUCUGACUGAGCACAUGAAGACACAUGCUGUAGCCCUGCAUGCCUGUCCCCACUGUGGUCGAAGAUUCCGUGUCCAUGCCUGUUUCCUUCGGCACCGAGAGCUCUGCAAAGGCCAAGGUUGGGCUACUGCUCAUUGGACAUACAAGUGAUAGCUAAGGUUAGACACAGACUCCCCUUAAAAUAAGUGGACUCCCUCGUGGGAGGCUGAGUUAAGUGUUAGGAGCGGGGAUUGCCUUGGUUGGUUACUUAUAUGCUUUAUUCCAGGAUAUGGUCCCUCAACUUUGCAAAUCUUUAAAACAAUCCACUUAGAUUGCCCGGCAGGUGAUCUAAGCCAGGCCAAGGGAAAUUGGCUCUUGCAAACCAGAAUACCUAUUUAAUUGAAGAAUUAUUCUUUCUUAGAAGGAUGCCCACUCAGGAAGCUAAAUUUCAGUUGAGAAAAUUUGUACAAUGAAGGAGUGGUCUUAAAAGAUCUGUUUAACGUUUUUUUAUGUUGGAUGUUAGAAGAUUCCUACUUUACAGAUAGAUCUGUUGAAGGAAUUAAAUUCAGGCACUCAGAAACUAAUAGGCCAGUUUGGCGACUGUUGUACAGAAAAACCAAGGCUUGCCUUCUAACUAUUUUAUAGCAGAUUUGCAUGUUUACAUGAUUCUUUGACACUGUGACCCACUUUUGAAAUUAGAGUUUUUUAUAUCUGA
Sarcophilus harrisii (Tasmanian devil) is the source of this 2343-nucleotide messenger RNA. It is a transcript of the gene ZBTB9, whose product is annotated as zinc finger and BTB domain containing 9. Gene Ontology annotation, molecular function: DNA-binding transcription factor activity, RNA polymerase II-specific; RNA polymerase II cis-regulatory region sequence-specific DNA binding; protein binding. NCBI's taxonomy places the organism in Eukaryota, Metazoa, Chordata, Mammalia, Dasyuromorphia, Dasyuridae. The coding region runs from base 405 to 1799 and encodes 464 amino acids. The record is from RefSeq and is a predicted model, not a curated record. The transcript is spliced from 2 exons. Gene Ontology annotation, biological process: regulation of transcription by RNA polymerase II.